AUGUGGGGGAACCUGCGCGUAUCUGGGCGUCUGCUCUCUGCCCUCUCAGGACAGUCACUGAGAGGACAGAUCAUUCUUGGAGUUCUGAAAACUGUGGCUCAUGGGUUGGCAGUAUUCAAGGACGUGGCGAUAGACUUCACCCAGGGAGAGUGGAACUACCUGGGUGCUGCACAAAAGGACUUAUCCAGAGACGUGAUGUUGGAAAACUACCACAACCUGGUCUCUGUCGGACUUUCCAGAUCUAAGCCAGAUGUGAUCUCCUUACUGGAGCAAGAGAAGCAGCCUUGGAUAGUUCCAGGCCAUGACAGGCGGACCUUGCCCAGCAUUAUUCACAAUACCCAACGUAUGGAAACCACCUGUGUUGAUCAAUGGAUGAACAGAACAAGAAAAUGGGAAAGCCAUAUAUGCAAUGGAAUAUUAUUCAGUCUUAUAAAAGAAGGAAAUCCUGUCAUUUGCAACAACAUGAAUAAACCUCAAGGGCAUUAUACUAAGUGAAAUAAGCCAGGCAGAGAAAGAAAUGCUGCAUGGUAUCACUUACAUGUAGAAUCUUUAGGAAAAAGAAAAAAGCCAAACUCCUAGAAAGUAGAAAAGAGAUUGUCAGUGGCUGCAAGU
This is a messenger RNA of Prionailurus viverrinus (fishing cat), 612 nucleotides long. RefSeq names its product KRAB domain-containing protein 5-like. The coding region runs from base 1 to 495 and encodes 164 amino acids. Lineage: Eukaryota; Metazoa; Chordata; Mammalia; Carnivora; Felidae. Gene Ontology annotation, biological process: regulation of DNA-templated transcription. The transcript has 5 exons. The record is from RefSeq and is a predicted model, not a curated record.